AUGGUUAAACUGGGGAGUAAUCUAGAAGACAAAGGCGCUAAACCGGUCAGUGUGGAGGAUGGCUUCCAAAACGUGCCUCUUAUCACCCCUCUGGACGUCGGUAACCUCCUGUAUGGAGCCCCAGACAAGGUAAAAUGGACUGUCUGUCUGCUCUGCUCUCCUGUCCUACUCACUCCUUGAUUUAUUGCCAUUGCCAUUAUGUAAUUGAACAGCAAACCCAUCUUUCUGUCAUUUCAAUUGCCCUCUUGCUUCCUUUGUUAAAGCACAGAUUAAAGAAGCAGGUUUAUAACGGGGAUGCACAUCAUCCAUUCAAGGAAGCCAGCAAACAUGUAAUCUCUAAUUUACUUUGACAAGGUUUUUUUAUUUUUGGCCCAGCACUGACGACUUCUGCUGCUUAUUACACAGAAUGAUGAUGAAUGAAUCACUGAACUGAACGUGUUAAUAUGAUUGAUAUGAGUAAUGAUAUUUGUAAUUGUUUAAUAAUGCACAUAAUUGAAUCUUACUUUGAAGGGAUUUUCAAUCAUAACAGCUGAUAGGCUAGUGUCCUCGACAUGAGCGCAGCAGGUUUUUUAUUUUCAUAGGAGUGAAGGACAGGUCCUUUGUUGUGUUGUCACAAGGCCUACCUGCUAAUGUCAUUUCAUGCAUUUUUUACUUCAGCAGUGAAUGCGGAUAUUAAUUUGACAUUGAGGAUAUGCAGAAAUAAGUGUCCUCUCCCUGCGAUGUAUUUGUCAGCUCCCAGCUGAUCAUGAGGCUGACUCUUGUUUUAUUUGAUCGGCAACACAGCAGAGCCCGUGGCCCCAUGCAGGCCGAGCCCGUCACUCUACAGUAAACAUUAGGAGAAGAGCCAGUGACACUUUUGCAGAGUUUUGCUUCAGCCCUCGUCUUGGAUUCUGCUAAUGAAGGCACAAUCUCUCAGUACACCUGCUAACUGGAGUUAACUGCCACUCUACACAGACUCGCAGCAUUACAAAAGAGCCCUGUGUCAUAUUUCACUAGAAGGGCAGCGCCACAAUAGCAGGUCCCUUCCUCUACUUCCACAACAGUGUUAUAAGGGGAGACUCUGGGGAGGCGGAGGCUCCAUUGUCCAGCAUGGCAGACAAACACAGACAGACGGAACAUCUUUAUCUCUUUAUCUGUCUGUCUAUCCCAUGCCCACCCUAGGAGGAAUUGGAGCACCAUUCAGGAUUUUCAAUGCGUUGAUUCAUGCCUCUCAAGUGUCAUAUAAGAUAUACUAUUCAGAGGGUCAGAUUGGGUCAAGAGCAGUGAUAUUGGGCUGUGAUUACUGGAACAGCUGCUUUUGAGAACAUGGAUAAGUACAUAAUUGCUGGUUAUUUGGAGAUGGAGUUGUUGAAGUGGACCAGGUGUCAUGCCAAUACAUUUCCCCAGGGUGGUUGGAUAACUAGAAGGCUCUACUGGGUAUAGAGCCUUGGAAAAUACCAUUGAGUUAUUUAUUUUAAUGUGAAAAUGUUAACAUUUGAAACAAUGCAGUGAAGGCUCAUUUCAUAAUGUGUGUAAAGUGGUCCUGUGUUUGCUGAGCAGUGAAAAUGACAUGAAAUGACACGACAUCAGAGGGUUUGAAUAGUCUUUGUUGUCUCUAUGAAGAGUGGACAUCAAUGGCUCCAGAUUCCCCUCAAAGUGCUGUCAUUCUAAUAUCCAGGUUGUCCCUGACAGAGAGUGAGAGGUUGUCUAGGCAGGCUCGCAGAGCUCUGGGGGCAGUGGUGUGUGUAGAGUGGAUACAGUGCAGUCUCAUUGGGCUACAGAUAAGGCAUAGCUGUGGGUACAGUUCACAUUCUGCUGCUUUCCAUGUUCACCCUCUGGUUAAAAGCCUCCCCAGCCUGAGGUGAUGUUACUAUGUUUUCUCAGAAAGUCUUGGCUGUAUGUUAUAUGCAAAUAAUUUCCCAUGUCUUUUUCUUUUAUUUGAGUUUUUAAAAAAAUGGGGGUGUAUCAGAUUGCAGCUUCUAUCAAUGUAAUUGUCUGCAUCAUUUCCAAUCCGUCAUAUAUAUAUUUUUUAUAUUUUAUAUAAAUAUAUUUUCCUUCAUUAUUUUCCCCUAACCCUACCACCCCUCCCCUAAUUGGAGUAAACUAAUGGACAACAACACUUAGGUUUCUACUUCCAGCUUAUACAUACUAACAGUGGAGGCUGCUGAGGGGAGGACAGCUCAUAAUAAUGGCUGGAAUGGAGCAAAUGGAAUGGCAUCAAACACAUGGAAACCAUGGAAACCAUGUGUUUGAUGUAUUUCAGGGUUCUUCAAUUCCGGUCCUGGAGGGCCGAAACACCUCUGUUUUUCAUCCUCUCCUUCUAAUCAGGGGCUAAUUCAGACCUGGGACACCAGGUGAGUGCAAUUAACUACCAGGUAGAAAUAAAAAACAGAAGUGUUUCGGCCCUCCAGGACCGGAAUUGAAGAACCCUGAUGUAUUUGAUACCAUUGCACCCAUGCCGCUCCAGCCAUUACCACGAGCCCGUCCACCCCAAUUAAGGUGGCACCAACCUCCUGUGCUAUAUACGUUUUACGUACACAGUAUAUUUUACAUUAGUUAUCUUUUGUUUGUAUUUAGUCCCACCCUUCAGCUCCCCUCAACCCCUCCCAUCUAUCUCUGAACAUCAUCCAGUUUCUAUUUGUAUUGGCCAUAUGUUUUUCAACUGUGCUGUGAUGUUUCACAAAAGUUCUGAACCUUUCUAUUCUUAUAGUUUCUACAGAUUGUAAAUUAAAGAUAAACAUUUUAGCUAAGAGUAUUAUUAUUUUAUUGAUCCAUUGACUAUGACUUUUCACAUCACCCAGCAGUGCUAUUUGCAGAGCUAACUCCAGGCGAAUGUUGCAAUUCUUUAGCCAUUCCUGAACCUGCAACCAAAAACAAGCUAUAUAUGGACAGUACCAAAGCAAAUGAUCUAAUGACUCUGUCUUUUCACAGCAAAACGUUUAUAAGGUGAAUGUAAAACGAUGUCUGAAAUAGAUGGAAGAGAAAGUCAACCAUUACGCCCUCUCUGAACAUUAUUACAGAGAGAGGCCUAGAGGUCUAAAGGGUAUUUACACAUUGUACCUUCAAAAACAACUCAAAACACUGUGGGUUUGAGUCUAUUCUGUCAUCCUGUGUGGUGUCACGACUGUCUGUGAGAUGCGGUAAACGAAGUCAGGCGCAGGACACAGAACUCUCGGAUACGUACUUUUAAUACGAAAAGGAUCCAAAAGGACACAGAAAAUAACUCCACGCAGGGAGGAAAUAACCCGCUCACAAAAAUGACAACCGUGAAGGGGAAAACAAUCACACACAAAGUACAGAUGAGAGACAGGGGUAAUUAUAAGGGAAACAAUUAACAUAAUGACGAACAGGUGUAAACAAUACAGACAAAACUAAACAAACACCGAUAACAUCGAACGGCAGUAGCUAGUACUCCGGGGACGACGAACGCCGAAGCCUGCCCGAGCAAGGAGGAGGAGCAGCCUCGGCAGAAUCCGUGACAGUACCCCCCCCUUGACGCGCGGCCCCAGCCGUGAGCCGACCCCGGCCUCGGAGACGGCCAGGAGGACGCGGAGCAGGGCGAGUUGGGUGACUCCGGUGGAACUCUGUCAACAGGGAGGGAUCUAGGAUGUCCCUCCUAGGGACCCAGCACCGUUCCUCCGGACCGUACCCCUCCCACUCCACGAGAUACCGCAGACCCCCCAUCCGACGCCUCGAAUCCACGAUGGAACGGACUGAGUACGCCGGAGCCCCUUCGAUGUCUAGUGGGGGCGGAGGGGCCUCUCGUACCUCAUUCUCCUGGAGUGGACCAGCUACCACCGGCCUGAGGAGAGACACAUGGAACGAGGGGUUAAUGCGAUAAUUAACAGGCAGCUGUAACCUAUAACAUACCUUGUUCAAUCUCCUCAGGACUUUAAAUGGCCCCACAAACCGCCGGCCCAGCUUCCGGCAGGGCAGGUGAAGGGCAGGUUUCUGGUCGAGAGCCAGACCCGAUCUCCCGGUGCAUAAACCGGACCCUCACUGCGGUGGCGAUCGGCGCUCGCCUUUUGCCGUCUGACUGCCAGAUGCCCACUGCGCAGCGUUCCAUGUCUCCUCCGAGCGCCGAAACCAUUCAUCCACCGCAGGAGCCUCGAUCUGGCUCUGAUGCCAGGGUGCCAGAACCGGCUGAUAGCCCAACACACACUGGAAAGGAGUGAGAUUCGUGGAGGAGUGGCGGAGUGAGUUUUGGGCUAUCUCUGCCCAGGGAAUAUACCCCGACCACUCCUCCUGCCGGUCCUGGCAGUAGGACCUCAGAAACCUACCCACAUCUUGGUUUACUCUCUCCACCUGCCCAUUACUCUCAGGGUGAAAACCAGAGGUAAGGCUGAUCGAGACCCCCAAACGUUCCAUGAACGCCCUCCACACUCUAGAGGUGAACUGGGGACCCCGAUCAGACACUAUAUCCACAGGCACCCCGUAUUGCCGGAAAACGUGAGUAAACAGGGCUUCGGCCGUUUGUAGGGCUGUAGGAAGACCUGGCAUAGGGAUGAGAUGGCAGGCCUUAGAAAACCGAUCCACAACGACCAAGAUCGUGGUAUUCCCCUGGGAGGGGGGAAGGUCCGUGACAAAAUCCACUGACAGGUGAGACCACGGCCGUUGUGGAACGGGGAGAGGUUGUAACUUCCCCCUGGGCAGGUGUCUAGGCGCCUUACACUGGGCGCACACCGAGCAGGAAGAAACGUAAACUCUCACGUCCUUAGCUAAGGUGGGCCACCAGUACUUCCCGCUAAGACAGUGCACCGUCCGACCAAUACCAGGAUGACCAGAGGAGGGUGACGUGUGAGCCCAAUAAAUCAGUCGGUCACGGACCUCGAGCGGCACGUACCUCCGUCCCUCUGGACACUCUGGGGAAGAAGGGUCUGUACGUAACCCCCGCUCGAUUUCCGUGUCGACCUCCCACACCACGAGACAAGACUCCGGUAGUAUGGGAGUGGGCUCAAUGGACCUCUCCUCUGUGUCAUAUCGUCGGGACAGGGCGUCUGCCUUAACGUUCUGUGACCCGGGGAUAUACGUGAUCUUAAAGACAAACCGGGCCAGAAACAUGGCCCACCUAGCCUGACGAGGGUUCAGUCUCUUCGACUGCCCGGAUGUACUCCAGGUUACGAUGGUCAGUCAGAAUGAGAAAAGGGUGGUUAGCCCCCUCAAGCCAAUGUCUCCACACCUUCAGGGCCUGGACCACAGCUAGCAGCUCCCUGUCCCCCACGUCAUAAUUGCGCUCCGCCGGACUGAGCUUCUUAGAAUAGAAAGCACAGGGGCAGAGUUUUGGAGGCGUGCCCGAGCACUGAGACAGUAUAGCACCGAUCCCCGCCUCGGACGCAUCCACCUCGACUUGGAACGCCAAAGAGGGAUCCGGAUGUGCCAGCACCGGAGCUGAGGUGAACAGGUCCUUCAAAUGACUAAACGCCCUGUCCGCCUCAGCCGACCACUGCAAACGCACCGGGCCCCCCUUUAGCAGGGAGGUAAUGGGAGUAGCUACCUGUCCAAAACCCCGGAUAAACUUCCGGUAGUAAUUGACAAAACCCAAAAACCGCUGCACCUCCUUUACUGUAGUUGGAGUCUGCCAAUUACGCACGGCUGAAACGCGGUCAAUCUCCAUCUCCACCCCUGACGCAGACAACCGGUGUCCCAGGAAGGAGAUGGACUCCUGGAAAAACAGACAUUUCUCUGCCUUCACAUACAGAUCAUGCUCCAACAGUCUACCCAGCACCCGACGUACCAGGGACACAUGCUUGGUACAUGUAGCGGAGUAUAUCAGAAUGUCAUCAAUAUACACCACUACCCCCUGUACAUGCAAAUCCCGGAAAAUCUUGUCUACAAAUGAUUGGAAGACUGAAGGCGCAUUCAUUAGACCGUAUGGCAUGACGAGGUACUCAUAGUGACCCGAGGUGGUACUGAAGGCUGUUUUCCACUCAUCUCCCUCCCGAAUGCGCACCAGGUUGUAAGCGCUCCUGAGAUCCAAUUUUGUGAAGAAGCGCGCCCCGUGUAAUGACUCCGUCAUACUAGCAAUCAGAGGGAGAGGAUAGCUGUAUUUAAUAGUGAUCUGAUUGAGACCACGUUAAUCAAUACACGGGCGUAAACCCCCAUCCUUCCUCUUCACAAAAAAGAAACUUGAGGACGCAGGAGAAGUGGAAGGCCGUAUGUAUCCCUGUCUCAAGGAUUCGGCGACGUAUGUCUCCAUAGCAGCCGUCUCCUCCUGAGACAGAGGAUACACAUGGCUGCGAGGGAGCGCCGCGCCAACCUGGAGGUCUAUCGCACAAUCCCCCUGUCGAUGAGGUGGUAAUUGAGUCGCCUUCUUCUUACAGAAGGCGCUUGCCAAAUCGGCAUACUCAGGAGGAAUGUGCAUUGUGGGCAUUUGGUUCGGACUCUCCACCGUCGUUGACCCUACGGAAACACCUACACACCGCCCCACACACUGAUCAGACCAUCCCUUGAGAGCCCUCUGUUGCCAUGAAAUGUUGGGGUCAUGAGAUAUUAACCAGGGAAGUCCCAACACCACUGGAAACGCAGGAGAGUCAAUUAAAUACAACUGUAUAGUCUCCUCAUGACCCUUCUGCGUUUUCAUCUUCAGUGGCGCUGUGACCUCCCUAAUCAAUUCCGACCCCAAAGGCCGGGAUUGAUAGGGAAGGGCACAUCGACUGGUAAUAUAGGGAUCCCUAACUUAUAUGAGAAAUGGCGAUCGAUAAAAUUCCCAGCUGCGCCUGAAUCGACUAGCGCCUUAUGCUGGGAGUAAGAAGAAACUUCUGGAAACAUCACUUGGAUACACAUAUGAACAGUAGAGAGCUCUGGGUGAGUUGGGACCUUACUCACCGGGAAUGACUCAUCAGUGCGCUGCCUGCUGCCUCGAAUCCGAGGAGACCCUCCCCAGCACCGAACCGCCGUGUGUCCUCGUUGGCCACAGUUGGUGCAGGGGACAGCCUCCUUCCUGACCUCCCUACUACCAGCACCCCCGAGCUCCAUAGGGCUCGGCUUGGAGGUGCUGGGGGAUGGAAUGGACGGCCCCAGCGCUGGACGUCCGCGGGUAGCCAACAGGGUAUCCAAGCGAAUCGACAUGUCCACCAGCUGAUCGAAGCUUAGGUUGGUGUCCCUGCAGGCCAGCUCUCGACGAACGUCCUCCCUCAGGCUGCAUCUGUAGUGGUCGAUGAGGGCCCUCUCAUUCCAUCCCGAAUUGGCAGCCAGAGUCCGGAAGUCCAGUGCAAAUUCCUGCGCGCUCCUCCUCCCCUGUCUGAGGUGGAAUAGACGCUCACCUGCCGCCUUCCCCUCCGGGGGAUGAUCGAACACUGCCCUGAAGCGGCGGGUGAACUCCGCAUAGUUCACAGUAGCGGCGUCUAUCCCUCCCCACUCGGCGUUGGCCCACUCCAGUGCCUUGCCGGACAGACAGGAGAUGAGGGCGGACACGCUCUCGUAUCCCGAGGGUGCCGGGUGAAUGGUUGCCAGGUAAAGUUCCACCUGGAGCAGGAAACCCUGACACCUGGCUGCGGUGCCAUCAUAAGCCCUCGGGAGCGAGAGCCGAAUCCCACUGGACUCCGGAUGUGAGACGAUAGGAGUAGCCGAUGGUGGUGGUAUCGUUGGAGGAGGUGUGGGCAAACCUCCUCUCUCCCAUCGUCCCAAAGUGUUCCUAACGUUAUCCAUAGCGGCACCAAGAUUUUGGAGCAUCGCUGCCUGUUGUAGGACGCGCUCCUCGAGUGAUCCGGUCGUUGCCGUCGCUCCUGCUGACUCCAUGUUGUGGUGUGUGAUUCUGUCACGACUGUCUGUGAGAUGCGGUAAACGAAGUCAGGCGCAGGACACAGAACUCUCGGAUACGUACUUUUAAUACGAAAAGGAUCCAAAAGGACACAGAAAAUAACUCCACGCAGGGAGGAAAUAACCCGCUCACAAAAAUGACAACUGUGAAGGGGAAAACAAUCACACAAAGUACAGAUGAGAGACAGGGGUAAUUAUAAGGGAAACAAUUAACAUAAUGACGAACAGGUGUAAACAAUACAGACAAAACUAAACAAACACCGAUAACAUCGAACGGCAGUAGCUAGUACUCCGGGGACGACGAACGCCGAAGCCUGCCCGAGCAAGGAGGAGGAGCAGCCUCGGCAGAAUCCGUGACAUGUGGAAGGAGUUGUCAGGGAGCUACAGCUGUUUUUAUCCCUAUAAGUCUAACCACUGCUGGCUAUGUGACCAGGGCUACAGGGCAGCAGGGGGACAAACAGGCCAUGGAAACACAAUUCUCUGUGGGCUAGUGCUGAGCGAUCAGGGAGGAAUUAGACCUGAUCCCAUCUGGACAGCCAGUGACGUGCCUGCAGGCCGUAGGGUCUCCAAUAUCUUGAUUGGGUGAGAAACUAGCAGAGUAACUGAGCUGUGGAGUGUAAUGAAGGGUCUUACAUGCAGCACUUUGAAUCAAUCGUUUUCAUCAGAAUUCAGGCCCCAGGCCAAGCCUUUGAUUGCACUUCUUUCAGAACAAGCUGCUGUUUUACAGGGUGAACUGGAUGACCCAUCACUUGGCCCACACAUCUAAGAGCUUGUUGGUUGUUGGAUGAGGGAUGCCAUGUUGUGACUCUGUACAGUACAAAUUAGUUGUCUAAUACACACCUGGAGUUUCCCCUCAGAAUAACUGCAGUGUUUCUUAACAACACAUCAAAGCAUAAAGCAGAAUCUAGCCCAUAUUUUGGGGCUUUUUUGUUUGUUAUCUUGGUAGGCUUAUUAUCUUGGUAGGCUUAUUAUCUUGAUAGGCUUAUUAUCUUGGUAGGCUUAUUAUCUUGAUAGGCUUAUUAUCUUGAUAGGCUUGUUAUCUUGGAAGGCUUAUUAUCUUGGUAGGCUUAUUAUCUUGGUAGGCUUAUUAUCUUGGUAGGCUUAUUAUCUUGAUAGGCUUGUUAUCUUGGAAGGCUUAUUAUCUUGGUAGGCUUAUUAUCUUGGUAGGCUUAUUAUCUUGGUAGGCUUAUUAUCUUGAUAGGCUUGUUAUCUUGGAAGGCUUAUUAUCUUGGUAGGCUUAUUAUCUUGGUAGGCUUAUUAUCUUGGUAGGCUUAUUCUUUUGAGUUUCUUUGGAGUUUCACCUCCUUAUUCCUCGUAGCAGUGGUGCAGUGAUUCAUGUGCAUUAUUCAGACAGGAAGCCAUGGGAUACGUCCCAAGUGGUAGCGUAUUCCCUAUUUGGUGCACUACUUUUGACUAGAGCCAUAUUCCCUAAAAGUAGUGCACUAAAUAGAGAAUAGGGUGCCAUUUGGGAUUUAACCAUAAUGACAUAAAAUGGUCUAGGAUUAGAUAACGAUCUCUCUGUGAUCUUAUUAUCAGCCAUGUUGAUCCAGGUAAAUUAUAAUGCAAAUACAGUCCGUUUGAUUAUCUGACACAGGGGAUCUCCUAGGACAGGGUUCUUCAAUUCCGGUCCUGGAGGGCCGAAACACCUCUGUUUUUCAUCCUCUCCUUCUAAUCAGGGGCUAAUUCAGACCUGGGACACCAGGUGAGUGCAAUUAACUACCAGGUAGAAAUAAAAAACAGAAGUGUUUCGGCCCUCCAGGACCAGAAUUGAAGAACCCUGGACUAGAAUGACCUACUGUACCUAGGGAACUGCAUGUCCUAACCCAGGGGUAGCCUACAUAUUGCUUUUUGCUACGAAUGAGAAAUGAAAUGGCAGUGGUAAUAAUAACAGUGUCUAUAAAAAAAAAGACAGAGGUGCAUGGGGUGCAGACAGCCUGGUAAUUCAGGGGGAAAUGAAAUGUCAACGUGAUGGGGAAGGAGUUAGAGAGGCUGUAAUUGCGGAGUUCAUGACAAGUAGCUUAGUCUUGGAGACUUCAGGACAAUAUAAUGCCAUUAAUUCCAGGUUGUGCUGUGGAGAGGAGGUACCAGGGGUUUGUGGAAGGUGCAAUUAUUUUGGAAAUGUAUUCCUUGAUCCUGUUAUUAGAAGCCCUAGCACCAUUCAGUUCCUGUAAUUUGGCAAGUUGGAGAGGUCCAGGGGAGGAGUGUCUGCAGAUAGAUAUCUGAGAGGAGCAGUACAGUCACAGUGGCUUGUAGAAAGUGAUAAGGAACCAGCAGUACAAAGUGCUGAAUCCAUCAGUCAUUUACCGCAGAGUAUACUUUCUGCCGAAACCUUUAAUGUGACUUUCAUACAAGCAGCACAAUGAGGCUCACAGGGAUGUAAUCACAUCUCUCUCUGUCCCCCUCUGUGUUUUGACUGCUAUUCUGAGCCAAUUUCAGUGACGAAUGGCAGAGUGACAGUACUGCGACAGGCCUCUACUUACCCAACUCUCUGUUCCUCUACAUCGUUGUUAAAAGAGAGUGGAUUGGUUCUGAUUGGGGAGCAUCAUACGGGGCAGUGCCUAAAAUAGCCACCCUCUGACAGUUGCUUGGCAGAGGCAGAGGCAGAGGUUAGAGUUUUUAUGUUUCUCUCUCUGCCCUUGAAUAGAUAACACAGUGAUGACGUAACAUGGUGAUGACGUAACACGGUGAUGACGUAACACGGUGAUGACGUAACACGGUGAUGACGUAACACAGUGAUGACAUAACAGUAAGACUGUGCGGUAUGAUGGCUCUGUCUAACGGAAGUCCAGCUAACCCCUAAGGGCCAUUUUUUGCUGUGUCACUGUAACUGACUGUGUUUUGUCCUCUCCUUUCUCCACAGGUGGUGGUGAAGACACGGACUGAGUACCAAACGGACCAGAAAAAAUCAAAGAUGAAGGUGCCCAAGGUGGAGGAGUUCACCAUCAGCUUCACUGAUGGAGUGUCAGAGAGACUCAAGGUACUCGGAAAGUUAAUUUCUUAAUUCACUGAGACAGACCAACUCUUCCCUCAGCGCUAAGAUGCUACUUCGCUACGUUGCUGCCUGCUAGCGUUGUUAAUAUUAGAAUUCCGCUCCGUUAAGCACAUAUAGUGUUCCUGAGGAGUUAUCUUUCGGAAUGCAUCAGUUUCACUGGAAGCGGAUGUAAGUUCAAUUCCUUAGGUGCUGUACAGGGAACAAAAUGGUAAUUGGGUUAUCAUGGUAGCCAGAUCUCAUGCGUAAGCUCAUGAGAAUCUCUGAAAAACUUGAGCUAGCAAGCUGAACGUCCAUGUGAAUAUAACAGUGUGUGAUCCACAGUACCUGAGAACAUACUGGAUGUUUCUUCUGGACUUAUUACACAUUAUUAACAUACGAAGCAGAUACCCAGGUUGAAAUGGAAAUGGACCUGUAGUUUCUUAUAGAUCCACUCUGUCACUAACAGUGAGAGGAGACCCAGACCAUAGAGUGAAAUGGAUUGACCUCAUCCAUAAUUAACACACACUCUGCUUUCAUUGGCCUCAAUAGCAGCGGUCAUUGUUCCCUCGGCACAUCAAAUCAAUGGGCUGCAAUCUCUUAUACAGUCCUGAGAGUGAGGGCUAGGGCUGGGAAUUGCCAAGGGACCUCACAAUAUGAUAUUAUCAAUAGACUUACUAUUGCAAUUCCCAGGAUUCUAUAGGUAUUGCGAUCAAAUACUGUAAUGUUUUUGCGAUUUGAUGUUACCAAAAUAUUUCCCAUAUGUCCCGUGUGGCUCAGUUGGUAGAGCAUGGCACUUGCAACACCAGGCUUGUGGGUUUGAUUCCCACGGGGGACCAGUACGGAAAAGUAAAAAAAUGUAUGCGCUCACUACUGUAAGUCACUCUGGAUAAGAGCGUCUGCUAAAUGACUAAAUGUCCUAUUGCUCAGUAGGUCUUCUGCAGAAAGAGAAAAUGAGUUUUGAUCAGUCAUGGAAAUAAAAGUAUUGAAAACAUGUUGGCUCACUAUUUAAAAAGAAGAUGGAGAACAAGCUAUAGGAUGAAAAAUACUGGAGUUUUGGCGCAGGUACAGCCGACUAGCGCUAGCUAACGCUAUCUAGCGAAACCACACAACAAAAAUAUAGAUAUAUUUUAGCAAAUCGAUACUUGGAGUCAAAAUAUCAACAUAAUAUCAUCCUAAAUAAUAUUGUGAUAUGUAACUGUAUUGAUUUUUUCCCCACAUCACUAGUCAGGGCUAUAACCAUUUUAGGUGCUGUUUAAUGUUGAUGGAAGAGAAGGUUCUGCAGAGUGUUUGACUAUAAUUAUGUUGCCGUUAAAUGUCAUUUGAGGAGCCGGCAGAGGAAGAGAGAGAGAAUGAAAUAUUCAACACAAACAGGCUGUGAAGCUUGUCUGAGUGGGAUUGUGACUGACUGAGAGGCGGAUCUCUCCUGUCUUGCUCCCUCUGUGGCAGAGUGGAGAGGCUUGA
Messenger RNA from Coregonus sp. 'balchen', 12169 nucleotides. Lineage: Eukaryota; Metazoa; Chordata; Actinopteri; Salmoniformes; Salmonidae. The record is from the annotation of a GenBank genome assembly.